Sipha flava (yellow sugarcane aphid) is the source of this 2702-nucleotide messenger RNA. RefSeq names its product AFG3-like protein 2 (gene Afg3l2). Gene Ontology annotation, biological process: mitochondrial protein processing; protein-containing complex assembly. The record is from RefSeq and is a predicted model, not a curated record. Gene Ontology annotation, molecular function: ATP-dependent peptidase activity; ATP binding; metalloendopeptidase activity. Lineage: Eukaryota; Metazoa; Arthropoda; Insecta; Hemiptera; Aphididae. Gene Ontology annotation, cellular component: m-AAA complex; membrane. The transcript is spliced from 12 exons. The coding region runs from base 124 to 2427 and encodes 767 amino acids.
CGUUAAUUUUCGUACAUGAAAUAUACAAUGCCAGACCAACCGUCCCGUCCGAUUCGUUAAAUUUCCGUCGUCGCAUGUGCCGUUCGAUUAUUAUUUAGUUGUAGUUAGAUUAGGUUAGUGAACAUGUCGCAGAGGUUUUUCGCGAUAUCGAAGAAGGUCGAAAGGCUGUUGAUGAACGGUAUCCGUACGGGCCGUUUGGACAACUUCGCCUUGAACCGUCAGUUGAGCUUGUUGAGCAGACGUCAGGUGUUGCCGAGUCUGGGCACGGUGCUCAAGGAAUGGACCGCUUGGAACGAAAAACCACCGACGGGUUUCGAAAAAUAUUUUGACAAAGACAACAAAUCCAAAAGCAAAAAGUCCGACAGCCCCCAGGGUAUUCCCAAUCCGUUUGAUAAUGCAUUUAAGAAGAGAAUAAACAGAAUGUCUCAAGGAUCAUCUGGAUCUUCUGGUGAUUCUGAAAAAGAAAAAUGGCUUUUGUAUGGUGUAGCUGGCGUACUUGGUUUAAUCAGUAUUAUUGGCUACUAUAAUAUGACCUACAAAGAAAUAACUUGGAAAGAUUUUGUUAAUAACUAUUUAAAUAGACAUGUGGUCGAUAAAUUAGAAGUUGUUAAUAAGAAAUGGGUGAGAGUUAACCUACAGCCAGGAUCUUCCGUUGAUGGAAAUGCGACCCUGUGGUUUAACAUUGGUAGUGUGGACUCUUUUGAAAGGAGUCUGGAAAACGCACAAAUUGAAUUAAAUUUAGAACCAUCUAAUUUUAUACCUGUUGUUUACAAAACUGAAAUAGAAGCUAGUAGUUUUUCUGGAUUCCUUCCGACUUUAUUGUUUAUCGGAUUUUUAUUAUUUAUGAUGAGAAGAUCAGCUGAAAUGAUGACUGGCCGUGGUAAGCGAGGAGGUGGGCUUUUUGGAGGGGUUAUGGAUUCAACAGCUAAACUUGUUGAUCCAAAAGACAUUGAUGUCCGUUUCAAGGAUGUAGCUGGUUGCGAAGAAGCCAAAAUAGAAAUCAUGGAAUUUGUAAAUUUUUUGAAGAAUCCACAACAAUAUUUAGAUCUUGGAGCUAAAAUUCCUAAAGGAGCUAUGCUGACAGGGCCUCCUGGUACUGGAAAAACAUUACUCGCUAAAGCCACUGCUGGGGAAGCAGAUGUACCUUUCUUAUCUGUGUCUGGUUCAGAAUUUUUGGAAAUGUUUGUUGGUGUUGGCCCAUCAAGAGUCAGAGAUAUGUUUACUAUGGCUCGCAAACAUGCUCCAUGUAUAUUAUUUAUUGAUGAAAUUGACGCCGUUGGUAAAAAAAGAGGUGGUCGUAACAUGGGAGGUCACUCCGAACAAGAAAACACUUUAAAUCAAUUGCUAGUAGAAAUGGAUGGGUUCAAUACAACUACUAAUGUAGUUGUUUUAGCAGCUACUAACAGAGUAGAUGUUUUAGAUUCGGCAUUAAUGCGUCCUGGACGUUUUGACCGACAAAUAUAUGUUCCAGCUCCUGAUAUUAAGGGCCGUGCAUCUAUUUUUGGUGUGCAUCUAAAACCAUUAAAAACCGAUUUAGAUAUUUUGAAGACUGCUAGAAAGUUAGCAGCUCGUACGCCAGGGUUUACAGGGGCGGAUAUUGCUAAUGUAUGUAAUGAAGCAGCAUUAAUAGCAGCCAGAGAUUUGGCAAGUAGUAUUACAAUAACUCAUUUUGAACAAGCUAUUGAGAGAGUAGUAGCUGGAAUGGAAAAAAAGAGUAGAGUUCUGCAAGCAGAAGAAAAGAAAAUAGUAGCUUACCAUGAAGCUGGCCAUGCUGUCUGCGGAUGGUUCUUACAAUAUGCAGAUCCAUUGUUGAAAGUUUCUAUUAUACCAAGAGGAAAAGGAUUGGGUUAUGCUCAAUAUUUACCUAAAGAACAAUAUUUAUAUUCCAAACGUCAGUUGUUUGACAGAAUGUGUAUGACUCUUGGUGGACGAGUUUCAGAACAAGUGUUUUUCAAUGAAAUCACAACUGGUGCCCAAGACGAUUUGAAAAAAGUUACUGAAAAUGCUUAUGCACAGGUCGCACAUUUUGGUAUGAAUGAAAAAGUAGGUAAUGUUAGCUUUGAUUUACCUCAACCUGGAGAAAUGACUUUUGAGAAACCAUACUCUGAAACCACUGCUCAUUUGAUCGAUACAGAAGUAAAAUUACUGGUGACAAAAGCUUACGAUCACACCAUGGAACUAGUUAAAAAACAUAAAAGUGAUAUUGAAAAGGUUGCUGAAAGAUUAUUAAAACAGGAAAUCCUUAGUCGAGAAGAUAUGAUUGAUCUUUUAGGAGCUAGACCUUUUGUAGAGAAAUCAACUUAUGAAGAAUUUGUUGAGGGAACUGGUUCAAUGGACGAAGACACAUCCUUGCCUAAGGGACUUCAAGAUUGGAAUAAAAGUAGUGAAUCAUCAGACAAAAAGACAUCCAAGGAUGCUGAGAAGUAGUUAUUGAUAUAUUACGUUUAAUUUUAAACUUUCAAUGUUAGUAUUUAGUGAGAAUAAAUUUGAUAAAAAGUAAAUUUAUUUUUUUAACAUUAAUUGUUCUUUUUAUCAUAAUUUGUACGUUGCAUUGUUGCUUGUAACUAAUAUUGUGACAUUUUGUAUAUACUGAUUUUGUGUCAGCUUCGAGAAUGUUACUUCACUGAUGAAAAGUAUAAUUUAGUUGGUUCACACCAUAUUAUAUUCGGUAUGUUAUAGAAAAUAUAUUGGUAUUUUAGAUA